UAUGAAAUAGAAUGAGACCGAAAAAUGAGAAUGAAAGAGAAAUGAGCUUUGGCAGUACCAAGGCUAGGCUUCACAGAUUUGGCCAAACCAGCUCUACACUCCUCCACGAAACCCAACCCCAACCCAAGAUGUGCGAUUUGGCGACGAUCAGAAUGAAGCAAAUUUCCAGAAAUUAAAAAAUCAGACGCGGUGUGGUUGUUGAUGUUGAGAAGUGGCAACAUAUUACUUAAAAUUCGUCGUUGAAAUCAAAACGAAGAGAGAGAAAUAGGGCUUGAUUAUGGGUUGUGACUGUGGGGGAAAGUUAAAUGUGAGAAAGCCUCAUUUCUAUGAGGUUUAUUCUUCUGCCUUCAGCUCUCACAGACUGAGACUUCCCGAUGGAUUUGUCUGUUGUAUGGAGGGAAGGGCAUAUGGAUCAGUUUCGUUGACUGGUCCUAGUGGAAACAUAUGGACUGUGCAAUUGAUUAAGCAAGACAAUGAUCUAUUUUUCCAUCAUGGAUGGUCGACAUUUGUGGUGGAUCAUCGACUAGAAUGUGGUGAACUUUUGGUUUUCAGAUAUGAGGGUCACUUGCAUUUUACCGUGCAAAUAUUUGAUAAGGAUGCAUGUGAGAAAGAGGCAGCGUUUCAUUCUGAAUGCAGUCAAAGUUCAAGCGACUUUGAUAAUAUUAAAGGGCAGAAAAGAGAUCGAAAGGAGAAUUCUUCUUUGCAUAUUGUUGUUGAUGGUGUUCCAAAGAAAAUGAGAGGCAGUACCAAUGAGAACCAGGAACUUGAACUGGGUGUUGGUAAAGAACUACUGCUGUAUGACGUUGUAAGACCAAUUAGUAUGUUCAGAGAAAAUGAAGAAACCUCCAAAACAUGUUCAGCUAAUGAUGUCCCUGUGCCUUUUCACAUGGAAAAUAGCAAUGAAGAUGAAGAGGCUGACAUCCUGUAUAGAAGUGGGAACGACGAUCAUCAUUAUAUUCUCAGUGGAGUUUCAUUAUCAAAUGUAUCAGCACACGAUGAGAAAAAAGUUGCCCAGUCAUUUAUUUCCUCUUUUCCAUAUUUUGUUAGAAUCAUGAAAAGCUUCAAUGUCAGUGGUUCAUAUACUCUGAAUAUCCCAUAUCAGUUUUCGAUGGCACAUCUUCCCAAUUGCAAGAUAAAGAUUAUUCUUCAUAAUUUGAAAGGAGAACAUUGGACUGUUAAUUCUGUGCCAACAACUAGGGUGCAUACUAGUCAUACUCUUUGUGGAGGAUGGAUGGCCUUUAUUCGUGGUAAUAACAUAAAGGUUGGAGAUAUCUGUAUUUUUGAGCUUGUGCGUGAGUGUGAAUUACGUGUUCGCAUUGCUGAGGUGGGAAAAGAUGGGCGAGAUUGCCAGGUUGGAAACGUAGCCAUGACUAGGCCUAGUGCAGGACAUGCUGUAAGUUCCAAAUGUAUGUCAAUGAAUCCUAAAGUCAACUCGAAAUGCAUAAGAAAAGUUGAUCUAUCAGAUAAGAAGUGGUCAAAGAUUGGUCAAGAAACUAUUUUAUCCAUUGACUUAAAGAAAUCUAGUAGAGCUUCAAAUACUUCUAAGAAGAUGGGGCUUUGCCCUCAGUCGAAAGCUGCCCAUAAAAAGUUGGCUGCUCCAAGGAGACAUCGUGUUGAAGAUGAGCUAAGCUCACAGGCUAAAGCUGGUUUGAGAAUGUUGUUUGCACUUGAUGAACAAAGAGUAGCUCAAGCUUUUAGUUCCCCUUUUCCUAGUUUUGUGAAAAUAAUGAAAAAGUUUAAUGUCAGUGGAUCAUACACUUUGAAAAUUCCAUACCAGUUCUCAGCUGCACAUCUCCCAACUUACAAAACUGAAGUUACACUUCGUAAUUCAAGAGGUGGAUGUUGGACUGUGAACUCGGUCCCAGAUGCAAAAGGCCGAACAGUUCACACCUUUUGUGGGGGAUGGAUGGCCUUUGUUCGUGACAAUGACAUCAAUUUUGGAGACACAUGCAUUUUUGAACUUGUUGCUCAGUGUGAGAUGCAGGUUUACAUAUCUGGGGUUGGAAAGGAAGGGCUUGACCAUCAAAAUGGCCAUUUAAAACUUACUAAUAGAUUAGCUAACGUUCCAUCUACCUGCUAACGUUCUUGUUUGUUAGAAUCAAUCUUGAAUGAAGAUGUUUGUUUUGAGAGUCGCUAAGAUCUUUUGCAUUUUAUGUACAUAUUUCAGUAAUUUCAUAUUCUCUUGAUAUAUAUGUAACAUCCCAUCUGAUCGUUCACAUCCCAAUUUAUCAUCUCAUCUGGUAAGAUCUUUAGAAUA
Glycine soja is the source of this 2257-nucleotide messenger RNA. Its product is annotated as B3 domain-containing protein Os01g0723500-like. Gene Ontology annotation, molecular function: DNA binding. Bases 278 to 2080 code for a protein of 600 amino acids. The transcript has 7 exons. The record is from RefSeq and is a predicted model, not a curated record. Lineage: Eukaryota; Viridiplantae; Streptophyta; Magnoliopsida; Fabales; Fabaceae.